UACUUCUCACCACAGCCUCAGGAGACCGAACGAGUAACUUCGGGCAAUUAGUUUAACUUUGACUAUAAAUAUUCCUCCUCGUUCCUUGUGACACUGUUAACAGCUCCGCUGGCAAAUCCCCAUUCUCUGGCAAUAUUUAAGCUGCCCGUCAGUUGGCAGAGGCUCGGUGGUGCCUAGCGCGAGGGAGCAGAAUGAGACCCAGCUGAGCGCAAUCUAUGCCCAGAGGAAGCGCCCAUCCUGCACAGAGAGCCAUGGAGAGCACCAGCAGUACCCCAUCAUUGGCGACACCCCAGUGGGAUGUGUUUCCCCAGAAGACACUGGGCGCCGUAGACAUCACUAUCCUCGUGCUGUACUUUGUGUUUGUCCUGGCUGUUGGGCUCUGGUCCAUGUGGAAGACGCAGCGCAGCACGGUGAAAGGCUACUUUUUGGCUGGGGGACAGAUGGCGUGGUGGCCUGUGGGUGCAUCCCUGUUUGCCAGCAAUGUUGGAAGCGGGCACUUCAUUGGCCUGGCAGGGUCAGGAGCUGCAUCAGGAAUCGCUGCAACAGCCUACGAGUGGAAUGGCAUGUUUUCUGUUUUGGUGCUGGCAUGGUUAUUCCUUCCCAUUUACAUAGCAGCAGGAGUGACCACCAUGCCAGAGUACCUACGGAAACGCUUUGGUGGAAAAAGAAUCCAGAUUUUCCUGGCGAUUCUCUACUUGUUCAUCUAUAUCUUCACCAAAAUAUCAGUUGAUAUGUACGCUGGGGCCCUCUUCAUUCAGCAAGCUUUGCACUGGGACCUCUACAUUGCUGUGGCAGGCCUGCUAGCAAUCACUGCUGUCUACACCGUAGCAGGUGGUCUGGCUGCCGUCAUCUACACGGAUGCAUUGCAGACCCUCAUCAUGCUGGUCGGUGCCAUCAGCCUCAUGGUCUUCAGCUUUGUUGAAGUCGGCGGUCUGGAAGGUCUGCAGGCAAAAUACUUUGAUGCCAUUCCCAGCACCCGCAAGGAGAACAGCAGCUGCGGCUUGCCAAGGGAAGACGCUUUCCACAUUUUCCGGGACCCUGUUAACUCCGACCUUCCCUGGCCAGGGGUGCUGGUGGGGAUGACCAUCCCGUCCCUGUGGUACUGGUGCACUGACCAGGUCAUCGUUCAGAGGUCCCUUGCUGCUAAAAACCUCUCACACGCCAAGGGAGGCUCCCUGAUGACCUCCUACCUGAAGAUUUUGCCCCUCUUCAUGAUGGUGAUGCCGGGCAUGAUCAGCCGGAUCCUCUUCCCAGACCUGGUGGCUUGCGCAGAGCCAGAGAUUUGUCAGAAAAUCUGUGGCAACCCAUCCGGCUGUUCUGAUAUCGCUUACCCGAAGUUGGUGAUAGAGCUCCUGCCUGCAGGACUCAGGGGCCUGAUGAUGGCCGUGAUGAUAGCAGCCCUCAUGUCCUCCCUCACAUCCAUCUUCAACAGUGCCAGCACCAUUUUUACCAUGGACCUCUGGAAACAUUUCCGGCCUCGAUGCUCCGAGUGGGAGCUCAUGGUCAUUGGCAGGGUCUUUGUGCUGCUACUUACGGUGGUCUCUAUCCUGUGGAUCCCACUGGUCCAGGCUGGCCAGGGCGGGCAGCUCUUCAUUUACAUCCAAUCCAUCAGCUCCUACCUGCAGCCCCCUGUGGCAAUGGUGUUCAUAUUGGGCUGCUUCUGGAAGCGAGCAAAUGAGAAGGGCGCGUUCUGGGGCCUGGUGCUCGGGCUGCUGAUGGGCGUCAUCCGGUUGGUGCUGGACUUCAUCUUCCCUGAGCCCCAGUGCGGGGAGCGGGACACGCGGCCGGGCGUGCUGCGCUACAUGCACUACCUCUACUUCUCCAUGGUCCUGGCGGCCGUCUCCACGCUCACCGUGCUGCUUGUCAGCCUCCUGACGGAGCCCCCCUCGGAGGAAAUGAAAUUCCAGAUUCUGGGUCAUCUUUAUGAACUCUUACUAAUUUAGUGAGGAACCAUUUUUACUCGCAGAAAAGAGAAAUCAAGGGCAGAGAGCACACUUCCUCUGGAACAGGUUUGUGCCAGUUUGACUACUUUUAAUAGACAUACUGAGGCUACAAAAAAACGUAAAUAGCAGAAAGGAGGGCCAGAAGGGACCUUCAGAAAUCGUACAGCCAAUGCAUCUCUUGCUUCGAGACAGGACUAACCUGGCAUUUCUGAAAGACCCGUGGCGAACUCGCUCCCAUAAGCCCCCAGAGGGAGGUGCCCAGGGAAGCGCACCACCAGCUCAACAUCCUGCCCCUCUUUGCAGAAGUUUUUCCUCUUCUCCAACUUGAAUCCUUCCAGCUUCAUGUUGUGCUCAUCCCUUCAUGUCUGCCCUGUCACUGGUAUUGAGAACACUCCUCUUUAAUGAGCCUUUGACAUAUUUCAAGAAAAUUAUCCUAUCUCCCAUCUGUCUUUUCUUCUCUAAACAACCCCCGUCCUGUGAAUCAUUCCUCACUGGCCAUGGUUUCCAUUCUUUUGCUCCCUUCCCCGGCCCGCUCAGGCUGCAUCCAGCGAUACCCACGCAGUAACCAAAAGUGAAGACCUCCUUCCUUCCAAGAGCUCUCAGGCUGCAGAUAAAACUAACCCAGCGCCGCUCUGCUGCCAGCAGCAGGGCACUGAGCCGUUCACCUGCUCCAGCAGAGCGGGAGGACAGACUUCAACCCCUCACAGUGUUCUCUCUGCAGGCUGCUGUACUGCUCAGGCAGUCCUUUAAGCGACCGCAAAGCAGUUUAACACCACUCUUCAUGCCAUCAGAUAAGUCGGCUUACCUGGUUCACACGUGGGGAUCCUCCAGCCAAGAAAGACCUAGCGGUCAGCACUUCUCCUGACACUGCCAAAGGAGCACGC
Molecule: messenger RNA, 2827 nt
Organism: Lagopus leucura (white-tailed ptarmigan)
Lineage: Eukaryota; Metazoa; Chordata; Aves; Galliformes; Phasianidae
Gene: SLC5A11
Product: solute carrier family 5 member 11
Exons: 15
Coding region: 216-1943 (575 amino acids)
Biological process (GO): transmembrane transport
Cellular component (GO): plasma membrane
Molecular function (GO): D-glucose:sodium symporter activity
Source: RefSeq, a predicted model, not a curated record